AUUUUUUCUGUUUAUUGAAUCAUCUUAUUUAUAUCUCUUAAUUUAUAUUAUUUACAGCCUUUUUUAACCAGUUUUUAAAUAAAAACAUGUCUGACUACGAAGAAAAAGCCCUUCUCAAGGAGUUCGAAGAGCUUGAAAGCAAACUAAAACUAAAGCUUUCCCAGCCAAUCCUGAGGGAAACCAAGUUGACCUAUGCAAUCCGCUUAGCCCUAAUAAAAGGCCACCUUUACCACCAGUGCAAAUUUACCGACAAAAACCCCGAGGUGCAAAUUUUAAAACAAUACAUGCGGGAGUACGAGGCCAAAAUAAAACAUAUUGAAAAGGCAAAAAACACAUGGCAGAGUGUCGUUGAUCUUUACAAUAUGAAGAGUGCAGAGCUUUGCUAUAACUAUAAGCGCGGCAAGGUUGAAGAUAAGGAAGUGGUUACGGACGCGGAGGAUGAUUUGACGCGGAUGUGGGACUGGCUUGAAAAACAUAAUACUGACUGGCAAACGGCUAAAACAGAGUAUGACGAGGUCAGGGAAAAGCUCAAGACGCUUAUUGAUGAGUACAGAGAUGCAUAUGAGCUUGCCAGAACAGAUUAUUUGGAGUGUUAUAGUUGAUUAAAUCACCAAUAUGUGCACUCUUUUAGCGUGUCAUACAAAAAACUCCAAAAGUAUAUUUAUUAUUUUCCAAUCUUUAAAUUUUCAUUUGAAUAAUAAUUUCAACAUCAAAUGUAUUUAUCAAUUUUUUUAUCUUUUCUUAUUAAAGGAGAAAACUAUAUAUGCAAUUACAUGGCAGCUAUCAUUUGUAAUUUUCUUAUAUAAAAAAAGUAAGCUCUAGUUAUUCAAUUUUGGUGUUCUUAAUAUAUAUUACUUUCUCCUUAUGAGUGAUUGGUUAUAUGUUGCAUUUUAACAAAUAAAAAGGAAUGAUAUAAACUAUGGAGCAGUAACGCAUUAAAUAAUUUUUAAUUUGACUAUCCAUACACGGGCUCAUAUUAUAAACAGCUGCAACACCUUACUUUCAAAUUGGGCUUACUGUUUGCCUUUGCU
Kickxella alabastrina is the source of this 1031-nucleotide messenger RNA. RefSeq lists its product as uncharacterized. Bases 87 to 602 code for a protein of 171 amino acids. The record is from RefSeq and is a predicted model, not a curated record. NCBI's taxonomy places the organism in Eukaryota, Fungi, Kickxellomycota, Kickxellomycetes, Kickxellales, Kickxellaceae. The transcript has a single exon.